Molecule: messenger RNA, 5487 nt
Organism: Homalodisca vitripennis (glassy-winged sharpshooter)
Lineage: Eukaryota; Metazoa; Arthropoda; Insecta; Hemiptera; Cicadellidae
Product: xenotropic and polytropic retrovirus receptor 1-like
Exons: 11
Coding region: 274-2325 (683 amino acids)
Biological process (GO): cellular response to phosphate starvation; phosphate ion transport
Cellular component (GO): plasma membrane; cytoplasm; Golgi apparatus
Molecular function (GO): inositol hexakisphosphate binding
Source: RefSeq, a predicted model, not a curated record
CUGGUUCAUGUCAUAGAGUUUAAAAGUAAAUUAAGUUUGGUUUGAUUUGGAUUGUUUGGUUUGUGGUUGUUUGGGAUUCAAUUAUCAUAAAUUCAAUUAAACAAUGUUUGUUGAGACAGCUGCAAUAUGACUGUUGUAACUUGUAGUGUAUAUACAGGGAGUAACUGAAUUAAUGAUAACGUUUUACUGAAAAUCUUUUUUUGUUAUAUACGAAAACGAAGUUUGUUGGAGUAAAAGCUGUUAGUAUUUAUACUGAUUUAAACCUCUGUCAUUAUGAAGUUUACUGAACAUUUAUCUGCACAUAUUACACCCGAAUGGAGAAAACAAUACAUCAACUAUGAGGAAAUGAAAUGUAUGCUAUAUGCUGCUGUGGAACAAGCACCUUCAGCAGAGUUAGUUGAACCAGAUGUUGUUACAAGAUAUUUUGCCAAGUUUGAUGAACAAUUUUUUCAUUAUUGUGACAAGGAGCUGGCGAAAAUAAAUACAUUUUAUUCAGAGAAGUUGGCAGAAGCAACAAGGAAAUUUGGGAGUCUCAGGAAUGAACUGAGUGAGGCUCAAGAAGAUGAGUUUAGAGCUAAGGAAGGAAUGUUUCGUCAUCGACCAAAGAUUUUACGCAAAAGAGAUGUCCCAGCUCGAAAAAUCCAAGAGCUCAAACUAGCUUUUAGUGAGUUCUAUCUCAGCCUAAUACUUUUACAAAAUUACCAAAACCUCAAUUUCACUGGAUUUAGAAAAAUUCUAAAAAAACACGACAAGUUGUUAUGUGUGGACAUUGGCGCAAAAUGGCGGUCAGGGAAUGUGGAAACAUCACACUUCUACAUCAACAAGGACAUCGACCGGUUGAUCCAGGAGACGGAAGCGACUGUAACCCAGGAGCUGGAGGGGGGAGACAGACAGCGAGCCAUGAAGCGACUUAGAGUGCCUCCACUGGGAGAGCAGCAGAGUCCAUGGACUACCUUCAAGGUCGGUCUCUUCUCCGGCUCCUUUGUGGUACUCAUCAUAGCCGUCGUCUUGUCUGCCAUCUUCCACUCUAACCGGGAGGACUGGAGGAUUGUGGUGCGACUGUACCGUGGGCCACUGUUGCUGGUCUUGUUUCUGUUCCUGAUGGGUAUCAAUGUGUAUGGUUGGCGCUCGUCUGGUGUUAACCAUGUGUUGAUCUUUGAGUUGGACCCUCGUAACCAUCUAUCAGAGCAGCAUAUCAUGGAGCUUGCAGCCAUAUUUGGUGUUGUCUGGACUCUCAGUGUGCUUAGCUUCCUCUACAGCGCAUCACUGAGUAUUCCACCAUACGUGAAUCCCUUGGCUCUCAUUACCAUCAUGGUCCUCUUCUUGUUCAACCCUACUAAGACCUUCCGACACGAGGCUCGCUACUGGGUACUUAGAGUCCUGAUGAGGAUAGUAGCAUCUCCGUUCUUUUAUGUGGGGUUUGCCGAUUUUUGGCUGGCAGACCAACUGACCAGCCUGGUACCUGUAUUACUGGAUUUUCACUACUUCAUCUGCUUCUACAUCACCAAUGACAGCUGGAUGAAGGCUGACAGGUCUGUUUUUGCAGAUGCCACCAAGUGUGUGGACCGUGUGACCACAUUACGUCCUGUCGUCGCAUGUUUGCCAUGCUGGUUCCGCUUUGCGCAGUGCCUGCGCCGCUACCGAGACACAAAGGAGGCUUUUCCUCACCUUGCCAAUGCCGCCAAAUACUCCACUACAUUCUUCGUACUCAUAUUCUCAUCCUUACAUUUUACCUACAAAAGUGAUUACAAGAACAGUAGCGAGAAUCCAUUCUUCUACCUGUGGAUUCUUGCAUCCAUUGUGAGCUCUGUGUACUCCUAUACUUGGGACAUCAAGAUGGACUGGGGGCUGUUCGACCAAAAAGCUGGAGACAACAAGUUUCUGCGAGAGGAGAUUGUCUAUCCUUCUGUUGGUUACUACUACACUGCCAUCAUAGAAGACCUGUUCCUCAGGUUUGGCUGGGUCUUGUCCAUGUCCCUCACAGAGAUGGGUUAUGCUCAUGGAGACUUGAUGAUAACAAUUCUUUCUCCACUUGAAGUGUUCAGGAGGUUUGUUUGGAAUUUCUUCCGUCUGGAGAAUGAACACUUGAACAAUUGCGGCAAAUUCCGAGCGGUCAGAGAUAUCUCAGUAGCACCUCUUGACUCCAGUGACCAGACACAGAUACUGCGCAUGAUGGAUGAUCCGGAUGGUGUCACCAACCGACACAAGAAGAAGGCAGCGGUUGCAGCUGUUGGCCUCAAGAAGCGGGUACUAGGAGGAGCAGGAGGAGGUGACCAUUUGCUCACAGUAGAAAACAAUGAGUCUACCGAUGACCCGGAUACGUAGUUGUGGCCUACUACACUCAUAGGUCUCAUUUGUAUGAACGGUAAAAUUUUUGUCGCCACUCUUCCAAAUGUGUUAUGUUUGGAGCCCUCUUUCUUAGUUACAAACAUUUGUUACAGGCAAUCUUCAAUAAUGUAUAUGUUACAUAAAUACCUAUACAAACAAUAGAAUUGAUGAGGAGUUGUACUUCAUAAAGCCAUAAAGCAAGUACAAAAGUUGUUCAAUAAUUUUAAGUAGCAAUUUUUGCAAAUUAACGCUCAGUACCACAGGCAGAGUAUCACAUGUAUCUGACAAGCCAACAAGUCUUUCUGUAGUAAAACUACUUUAUUUGUAACUUGAGCUUAGAUCAGUAUUACUGUUGUAAAUGCAUGAGCAACAUAUUAAUAACAUUUAGUGCAAACCAAGAUUAUUUAUAAUAAUAUAUGGAAAUUAAAUCCAGAAUCAUAACUGCAAUUUUACUCUUAAUUAAAAAAAUCUUUAUUCUUAAAUAAAAUUAAAUCCAAAUAAAAACAAAAAUAUAAACUCAAAAAACAAUAAAUAUAAAUAAAAAGAGUAACAAAAUUCAAUUAUAGCAUGUAUAAAAAGAUUAAUGAAAAUGUAUUGGUCAUACAUAGGUUAAUGCAUAUUGUUGCAUUAUCAAUGUACAAAAUUCAGAAGCCUGUCAAAGCCAAAAAUAUGAAAUAAUGAUCAUAUCCAAUUCAAAACAGUUUUAACAUAACAUAUUUAAAGUAUUUCUUAAUGAGAUAGUCCUUGAAAAGUAACUGCCAUAAUAUUUAUAGUAAAUAUUUCUGGUGGCAUUUCAACGUAUAGGCACUGUCAAAACCACAGACAAAACGUUCUACCAAAAUACUUGUUAAAUCCUCACUUACUAAAACUUGUAUGAAGCUAAGUUGAAUAGUUAAUGUUUUGUAGUUUUUAGUAUUUCAAAAUUAUGUUUGAUUUUAUAAAAACAUAAUACAAAGUUUUAACCAAGAGUCUUUCCUGAAUCUGAUGAAUGUUUGUUUUUACCUCCGUAACUUGUCAGAAACUUUAAAGUAAUUAAACGACCUGGGACUCAUUAAUUUAUGCAAUUUUUGGAUUAUUUCCAUUUGAGCACAACUGGACUAACUGAUAAAAUGCAAUUCAAACCACACAUCUAAUUUGGUGCCUGGGAGUUAAUUUAAAACUGCACACUAUUAUGUGGUUACCAGGAAAUAAAGUUAAUAGUAUUCACAAUCUUAUUGACACCACAUAAUGGUGCAAAAAUUAAAAUUAGUGCCAUUGGCCAUAAGGAACUGGGUAUUGACCAUUGACGGCUCAAAAGUGGUAAUGCACUAUAUAUUUUGUGUUUGAUACUUUUUGUUAUAAGUGUUUAAAACUUAAAAUUUCAAUAAAUCAUUUUACCAAGACUGAAAUAUAAAAUGUUUCAGUAUUAUAGAAUGUGUAUUGAAUGAAUAGAAUAUCAACGUAGAACAACUAACAAUUUUUUUCUACAAUCCACAUUGUUAGAAACAAAUACAACACAGAUCUUGGCAACAGUUCGAUGGUAAAUUCUACAGAAUUCACUGACCUGGUCUGGCAAAUAUGUAAAAAAGUGAUAAUUCUUUUAACAAUGCGUCAUAACAAUAAUAAUUUUUAAAUUGUUUUUGUAUUAUUGGAUGAAAUCAACUGAAGUACUUCAGUACCCAUUAUUUGAUACAGCUUUAUUUUUACUGAUGGAAAAGAACUUAAUUUAAGCAAUAAAUUAAUGAUAUUUUUAAUAACUUAGCAACAAAUAAUUUUGUGCACAUAUGUAAACAUAAAAAAAAACACUGUAGAUAUGACAUAUGUGUAAGUUCAUUGUAUUAUGCUUGCUUUAUUCAGUAUUAUAUAGGUUUUAAGGUUGUUUCUUGUUCCUUUUUAACUGAUUGGUGUUGAAUGUUUUGGUAUAUUUAUGCCAAGAUGCUGAUUUAUCAUUGGUUUAAUAUAUUUGUGUUACUUAGCUAUAUACAUUUUUUGUUUUGUAUACUAUAAAACCAAAAUAUUUCAAGUGUCUCAUGAGUGCUUUCGUCAAUAGUUAGUCAUUACUUUUGUGUUAAUUUCUUAUCAGGGUAUAAGCUUUCAGUGUUUAAAAUCUAUACUGGGUGAUCCAAGUGUUCACUUCUUUCUUCACUUAUGUUGACAGCUAUCAAAAUACGACUGAAGAGACUAUUUUGUUAGUAACACUUUGGUUGUGAAGAAUGCUGGGUGGAAACCUACCAUAAAUCUGAAUUGUUCCAAGUUACUUGACCCAAACAAAUACAUUGUUCCACUUGAGAAACAACCCUAUAAACCCACCCUUGUCACAAAAAACCGUGCUAAACAUACAUGUACAUCAUCCAGAUUCUACUUUAUACCAUCUCCAUAAAUUACAAAAUACCUGGUAAUCAUAAUUGUGAGUUCAAUUACAUAUUGUGAUUUUCCAAUUACUGUACAAACACUUCCUUUCCCAUAGACUUAAUCUCUGAAACCCUUUAAUAAACACAUGAAUAGUAAUAGGCAUGACAAGGUCCUACUUCUUUACAAACCUGUCUUGCUCAUAUCAUUCUCCAAGACCAAAAUUGUUUACAACUGCUUUACUACCAGUCAGUAAAGUGGAGACAUAACCUAUCAGAAGGAAUCUACUUAAACUGUACAUUAUCCAAAAAAGAACUGAAUUUGACAUUAAACGUCCCUAAAGUUUCUCUUUAAAAAUUAUAAGGGGUGGACAAUUUAUAGAUCACUCAGCAUAGUUAUGUUAUAAGUUUUAUCUUAAGUAGAUUAGGUAGGUUAGUUAAUUCUUCAUAUAUUAAUUUAGUGCAAAUAGUGGAGGAUAACUUCAUUAACUUGUUAAAGUUAACUUUAUACACAGUAAAAAAUAAUCAAAAUAUUGAGAUAAAUUAUGCUGAUAUCUAAAUUAAGCUUCUGUACCUGUGAAUAUUGAAAACUAUUUACUUUACAUGAAAAACUAAAGAUUUUUGGGAUUAAUAUUAACCAUAUCUUUAAAAUCAGACACCUCCCAUAAUUCUACAACUACAAUAAUAAAGGCAUUAAAGUGUGAAGUUUGACAUUACACUUAUGGGUUGAGUCUCAAGGUCAUUUCACUACAGCUGGUUCUUAUUUAAGAGGUAAAAUUAAUAACCAUCAAUGAAUUUGUGUUAACUUUGAAUAAAUAUGAUAUGAACCUGC